This is a messenger RNA of Brugia malayi, 984 nucleotides long. RefSeq names its product LP01162p, putative. NCBI's taxonomy places the organism in Eukaryota, Metazoa, Nematoda, Chromadorea, Rhabditida, Onchocercidae. The coding region runs from base 1 to 984 and encodes 327 amino acids. Gene Ontology annotation, cellular component: lipid droplet. The transcript has 7 exons. The record is from RefSeq and is a predicted model, not a curated record. Gene Ontology annotation, molecular function: lipase activity. Gene Ontology annotation, biological process: lipid storage.
AUGGAGGAGAUUAAAAGAAUGGUCACUUGGCUACCAGUUUUAGGAAGAUUUACUCGUGUUUCAUUUAUGGGUACUGGAUUAACGGAUGAUCCGACAACGUUAUUAUCCGGUUUUACUGGUUUGAUUAUAUUGAUGAUCCCAGGUAAUCCUGGAAAUGAACAAUUCUAUGCGCAUUUUGGGCAAACCAUUUUGAGCAAAAUCUCAAGAAUUAUGCAAAUAUCGAGGGAAAAUUCUCUGUUUUGUACAAUAUCUCACCUGAAUCAUGUUCCUUUACCUGAAAAGUACUCGGAAUUAAGCAUUUACAGCUACGCUGAUCGUGUCUCAUUAGUUGAUCAAAUUGAAUAUAAAUUCAAUUUUUGCAUUCAAUAUUUACCUAAAACAGCAAAAUUCAUUCUCAUUGGACAUUCUAUUGGUUCUUAUCUAAUGUUAAGGAUAUUACCUGAUUUGCUGAAGCAUAAGUUCAAUGUUAUUCGUUGUAUAGCUUUAUUUCCUACCAUUGAACAUAUGGCAGAAUCACCAAAUGGUAAACGUCUUUUACCAUGGCUAAAGAAAUGUCGUAAUUGGGAUGGUACUGUACAGAUGAUGCUCUCCUGUCUGCGAUAUUUGCCUAAUUCUGUAAAAGAGCGCAUCUGUACUUUUCUUAUGGGAAAUGGUUGUAGGUAUUUUCCACCUUGCAUACUACAAAGUGCCAUUGAGAUUAUCGAUGUAAACGUUAUUCGAAAUAUUAUUUUUAUGGCAGUGGAUGAAUUAAUUACGGUUUCAAACUUGGAUGAAUCCCUUCUGUACCACAGUAAUCGUUGUCGUUUCUUGUAUGGAACUGUGGAUCAAUGGUGUCCGUUGCGUUAUGCUUUAGAAAUGCAAAAAAGGCUUGGAAAUGAUCUAGUUAUAAUUGACGACAAAAAAUGCGAGCAUGCUUUCGUGUUAAAUCACGGAGAAUUGGUCGCCAAUGAAGUUGUAAAAUGGAUUACUGAAUGUUAUGACUAA